AUGAAGGAAGCGCCUGCUCUGGGCCCCAACUGAGAAUUUUCUAUCAGCGUCAGAGCUGCAGGCCUCGAUUUUAUGGAAAAAUAAGGUCACAAACGUCACUCGGGGGAGAUCCUCCACUCUAGAUUACUGACGCACCAGGCGGAAACCCUGUGAGGUCCGGUUAAGAAGAGGGUCCCCCACGACCUUGGGGUCCCGGAGUAAAGGCCUCGGUGUUCCUCAUGGCCUCCUAGAUUAGAAAGACAGAAUCGCUGUCGGCCUGAUCUGGACACUCAAGAGCGCUGGCCCUGCCGCGACGUGGUUUAGCGGUUCUAGAGGAGAACUGCAAGUGUUUUGAGGACUGUUUUGCCUGGGGGAGCCAUGGCGGCUGCGCACCGGAAGCGGCGCGCCGGAAGGCCGACGGACGUGGCGGAGACGUGUCUUACUGGGAUGCCUGCAGGCUCUUUCUCGGCUGUCGGGACCCGGAAGGCUGUGCGUAGUCCACCUGCACUUCGUGGGCCCAGCGGAGCAGCGUGGGGCGGCGGCGGCGGAGGCCCAGGCUGGCAGCGGCGGCUGCCGGGGGCCCAGCCAUGGCCGAGACGGUGGAGCGGUUGCGGCAGCGGGUUGAAGAGCUGGAACAAGAACUCUCCCGGGAGAGAAGCCGGCAGGUCGUGGGCGGCCGGACCCGCAUCGAGAAGAUGAGCUCCGAGGUGGUGGACUCCAAUCCCUACAGCCGUCUGAUGGCGUUGAAGCGGAUGGGGAUUGUCGGUGACUAUGAGAAAAUUCGUACUUACACUGUAGCAAUAGUAGGUGUUGGCGGAGUUGGCAGUGUGACUGCCGAAAUGCUGACAAGAUGUGGCAUUGGUAAGUUACUGCUUUUUGACUAUGACAAGGUGGAACUGGCCAACAUGAAUCGACUUUUCUUCCAGCCUCAUCAAGCAGGACUGAGUAAAGUUGAAGCUGCAGAACACACCUUGAGGAACAUUAACCCUGAUGUCGCAUUUGAAGUUCACAACUACAAUAUCACCACCGUGGAGCACUUUGAGCACUUCAUGAGCAGAAUAAGUAAUGGUGGCUUAGAAGACGGAAAGCCUGUUGACCUAGUUCUUAGCUGUGUGGACAACUUUGAAGCUCGGAUGGCCAUCAAUACAGCUUGUAAUGAACUUGGUCAGACGUGGAUGGAAUCUGGGGUCAGUGAAAAUGCAGUUUCCGGGCACAUCCAGCUCAUGAUCCCCGGAGAGUCGGCGUGUUUUGCGUGUGCGCCACCGCUUGUAGUUGCUGCAAAUAUUGAUGAAAAGACCCUGAAACGAGAAGGCGUCUGCGCAGCCAGUCUCCCCACCACCAUGGGAGUGGUUGCAGGCAUCUUGGUUCAAAAUGUAUUAAAGUUUCUGUUAAAUUUUGGCACUGUCAGUUUUUACCUUGGAUACAAUGCAAUGCAGGAUUUUUUCCCUACCAUGUCCAUGAAGCCAAACCCUCAGUGUGAUGACAGAAACUGCAGGAAGCAACAAGAAGAAUACAAGAAGAGGGCCGUGGCCCUGCCCACACAGGAGGCUGUACCCACGGAGGAGGAGGAGAUAGUCCACGAAGACAACGAGUGGGGUAUUGAGCUGGUGUCGGAGGUUUCAGAAGAGGAACUGAAGAACUCUUCAGGUCCCAUUCCCACCUUACCUGAAGGAAUCACAGUGGCAUACACAGUCCCAAAGAAGCAAGAGGAUUCUCUUUCUGAGGUAACAGUGGAAGAUUCUGGUGAAAGCUUGGAAGAUCUCAUGGCCAAGAUGAAGAACAUGUAGAUCAUGGACUAGCAUUUGGUUUAUUUUCUGUACUUAUUUUAUCCCCUUGGUAUUAAAAUAAUUAAAACUAAUAAAACUUAGGGCCGCCUUAACUGGCCUGUGGAUCUUUCCUGAGUUAUCAUGCUGUAUGGAACACUAGUGGUUGCUUCUUGCUUCCCUCGACAGCUGAAUUGGUAAUGCUCCCACAGAAAGGAGAGGGGAGGCCAAUCCUAUUCCAUAAUUUCCUUUACAGUAAUUAAUUCCUUGUCUAUGGACUGAGGCCCUGGACUGUAAGUAGUGCAGAUGGAGGUUGGGAUGUUUAGCCUGGCGGCUGUGGCCAGCAAGUGUCUUGAGUGUCGAUAGCUUCCUACCAGUUACCCACUACUACUAAUCUGACCAGGAGUGACUUCACACAGUCAGCCUAUAGAAUAAAACGUCCCUUCAGAUGUUUCUCAGUGAGAUAUGUCUUCUUCAUUGGCAGUGUGUGAACCUGUGAGUUAAAUAUUUAAGACAAAGCAUAGAUAAUUGCAAGCUGUCUUUGUGGACAGACAAGUACGUUCAAGAAAAAAUAUCAAUUGUUUUCUAAUUUUCACUGACCAAAAGGUAUUGCCUUCUGGAACAGAAAUGCCUGGAGCCGCCAUGUUACUGAAUAACAUGUACAAGUGCCAUACAUCAUAUAGACUGUGAGCAUCAUAUAGACUGUGUGCAUCAGAGACUGUGUGCAUCAGAGACUGUGUACAUCAUAGAGACUACAUCAUAGAGACUACAUCAUAGAGACUGCAUCAAAGACUGCAUCCUAGAAACUACACCAUAGAGACUAUAUCAUUUAGUCUGUGUACAUCAAAGACUACAUCAUAGAGACUGUACAUCAUAGAGACUGCAUCAUAGAGACUGUGUACAUAAAAGACUAUGCAUCAUAGAGACACUGCAUCAUAGAGACUGUGUACAUCAUAGAGACUGUACAUCAAAGGGACUGUGUAUAUCAUAUAGGCUGCUCCUGAAUACUUCAGCUUGAUUCCCUAAACAGAUAUUAGCAAGGCUUGUCCUGAGUAGUGGGCAAAAUGAACUCGAAAUUGCCUUUUAAUGAAUGACAGGUAUUUGUUCCCUGGAAGGGGUUCCAUUUCCAACUGUGACCACUUAAAUUGUAAACUGAUGACUGAUGUGAAUUGAUGAUUUUUACCUUGAAGAUAAUUGAAUCUGUAAAUGUCUAAAUUGUGUGUGUUGGGAAAUGUUAACAAAAGUUUAAAGUAUCAUUCCUUAUUUCUAAAAUAAAGUUGUAAAGACCAACUCUAGGCAUCAGUUUAAUGUACUAACUUUGA
Messenger RNA from Alexandromys fortis (reed vole), 3064 nucleotides. It is a transcript of the gene Uba5, whose product is annotated as ubiquitin like modifier activating enzyme 5. The record is from RefSeq and is a predicted model, not a curated record. Gene Ontology annotation, biological process: protein ufmylation. NCBI's taxonomy places the organism in Eukaryota, Metazoa, Chordata, Mammalia, Rodentia, Cricetidae. The transcript is spliced from 12 exons. Gene Ontology annotation, cellular component: cytoplasm; cytosol. Gene Ontology annotation, molecular function: UFM1 activating enzyme activity. The coding region runs from base 567 to 1766 and encodes 399 amino acids.